AUGCAAGCUGCAGAGCCCAAAGAAACGCUCUAUGUCCGCAACCUCAAUGAAAAGAUCCAUCCAACGCUGCUCAAGACAAAACUACAAAAGCUCUUUUCACCUUAUGCACUGCAGCAAGUGAUUGCUCAUCGUAACAUCCGUAUGCGUGGGCAAGCGUUUUGUGUGUUUGAUGACGCAGCGCAUGCUGAAAGAGCACUCAAAGAUCUACAAGGCUAUCCAUUUGAAGAGAAGCCACUCGUCCUAGCUUAUGCGCAAAGCCCCUCCGAUCGGACAGUUGAGCGGAAAGAGGGCAGUGAAGCGCUCGAGAAGCACAAAGAAGCACGGCUAGCGAGGAAAGCGGCGCGCGGACCAUUGAAGCCCAAUAAAGCGGCUGCUGCUGCACUGCGAAAGGCAAAAGGGUCUGGCAAGGCAGGUCCCGGGGAUGCUGGUACGAAUCCACCACACAAGGUGCUUUUCAUUCAGAAUUUGCCGGAAGAAACGACUGUGGAUAUCAUGCAAGCUGUCUUUUCACGGUACGCUGGGUUCAGCGAGGUGCGCAUGGUACCAGGCAGGAAGGGCAUCGCGUUUGUUGAAUACAAGACCGAUCAAGAUGCCAUUGCAGCGAGAGAAGGCACGCGUGGAUUGCAGCUGAGUGGACAACAGCUCAAAGUGUCAUAUGGCAAAAAGACAUGA
This is a messenger RNA of Protomyces lactucae-debilis, 672 nucleotides long. RefSeq lists its product as uncharacterized. Gene Ontology annotation, molecular function: U1 snRNA binding. Gene Ontology annotation, biological process: mRNA splicing, via spliceosome. Gene Ontology annotation, cellular component: U1 snRNP. Bases 1 to 672 code for a protein of 223 amino acids. The transcript has a single exon. Lineage: Eukaryota; Fungi; Ascomycota; Taphrinomycetes; Taphrinales; Protomycetaceae. The record is from RefSeq and is a predicted model, not a curated record.